Leptomonas pyrrhocoris is the source of this 1309-nucleotide messenger RNA. RefSeq lists its product as hypothetical. The transcript has a single exon. Bases 296 to 1309 code for a protein of 337 amino acids. Gene Ontology annotation, molecular function: ubiquitin-protein transferase activity. NCBI's taxonomy places the organism in Eukaryota, Euglenozoa, Kinetoplastea, Trypanosomatida, Trypanosomatidae. The record is from RefSeq and is a predicted model, not a curated record.
AGUGUUGGCUGUCUUCGUAGCACAACGACGAGCACGCUUUCACACACACACACACACACCUUCCUCACUUCUUUCUUCCCUAAAUUCUUUGAAAUCUAUACACCGCUCACGUUUUUCUGUGGCUACGUAGCAGCCUUACUUGACUUUUCGUUUUCCCAUAAUCCGAAUACAUUGUCGAUCAUUUUCUUGCGUUUCCUGUGAGGCUGCGCACCCGCUCCUUUUCUUUGUACUCGUAUUGUCUUACAUUUCAUCCCCUCCUUAUUUCGUUCUCGCUUUUUGCGAAUACACAGCAGCGAUGGGCGGGGGUGCAGCUUUCUGUGUUGCUCCGCUGACGUGGCAGGACGGUCUCGCCCGCUACCCGCCUGCCGCAUCGCAGGAGUGGAACACCGUCGUGCUGCAGCCCGGCGACUACGACGAGGAUUUCUACACCAUCAUCAGCAACUUGGAGCAGCGGCACCUACUUCACGAGUUCUCAGAGGCGGACUUUGACCACCUAGGCCUCACCUUCAACCUUGUCACGGCGCAAGGGACACAGUACAACUUGAUCCCAAACGGUAGCGAAAUUCGAGUGACACGGUCGAACGCCUACGAGUACUUCCAGCGCGUCCGCAGCGCGUACGAGGGUCUGCGGCAGAGCACGGCGAUGCACUCCCCAGCACCACCACCACUACCACCGGCAACUCGUGCCACCGCGCUUUCGCCACCACAGCCGCGACUCCGUAGUACCGCCACAGGGCUUCGGCUCACCGUUCAGGACAUCCCGUCUCUUGAGAGGCUGCGCUGGAGUGCCCGCAACGACCCGGAGCGGCUGAUUUUCCCGCCGGGUGAGAAGCUGCGGUGGGCCGUGGUGCCGCGUACAAACGACUUUAUGAUUCGCCUGCGCCCCGACGGCGAGUUCCGCGUGGUCGAUCCGGAUGACCUCCCCCUUUUCUUGGAUGCGGUGGUGACGACGAUGAACGAAGCUGAACGCGCUAUUGAAAAUUUCGGCUACUACCCGCCCAGCAUCAUCUGUGCCGUGCCAGCGGAGCUGACUGGAGCCGCCCCGGCUACCCGCUGUCAGGGACCGUCGACACACGCCUCGCCCACGCCAGUGCCUCAGCGGCGUGACAGCGGAAGCAGUCGCACUUCUCUUUACGCAUCUGUCCGUGCUGCGUCGGCCGCAGCGGCGAAGGCAGCUGUAGCGACUGGGCAAGAGCGGCGCUACAUUCCGAGCGCGUCUCCUGCGGAAUUGGAGAAGCAGCGGGCGCUCUUUUCGCCCAUGCACGGCACCGGUAACAUUCUCGCCCCUUUUCAGGAGAUCAACAUGUAG